Messenger RNA from Prorocentrum cordatum, 1455 nucleotides. NCBI's taxonomy places the organism in Eukaryota, Dinophyceae, Prorocentrales, Prorocentraceae. The record is from the annotation of a GenBank genome assembly.
AUGGACGCGGACAGCGUGGUCAAGACGCUGGCGGAGCUCGAGGCUGAGCGCAGCGGCGACCCGCACCUCCUGCGGGCCCUGGCCAGGCGCUUCCACGACAGCGCGGAGGAGUUCUUCCCGCCCCAGAUAGACGCGCUCCUGGGCCACUUCGCCGCCCUGGGCUUCUCCGACGACCACCUCCUGGAGGGCUUCGCCGGCAGGCUAGACGACGUGGCCUCGGGCGCCUCCCCGCGCCGGCUGGUGCGGCUGAUGCGGCACGGGGCGUCGCUGCGGCUGCGCCCAGAGGCGUGGCUGGACCACGUGCUGCGGGAGGUGCGCGGCCACCUGCCGAAUUUCGAGCACGGCGUCCCCGCGCUGCUGGCCGCGCUGGCGGAGCUGGGCCCGCGGCGGGACACGGAGCUGGCGGAGCUGCUGCUGACGCAGGGGCUGCUCAACGCCGAGCGCCUGGGGGACGGCUACCUCUCGAGGCUCUUCGAGUGCUGGAGUCGGCACUGGCUGCCGCACGGCGAGGUGGAGGAGAAAGCUGCAGCCCUGGCCACGGGCGACGCCAGCGCGGCGGUUGGCGACGGCGACCUGCGGGACGGGCUGAACCUCCUCGCGGGCCUCCUGCGGUGUGACCGCGGCGGGGAAGCGUCGCUCCUGGAGGAGCGACUGGAGGCCCGCAUCCGUGCGGCCUCGGCGGAGGAGGCGGUCGCCGCGCUGUGCUGGAUGCGGCGCCUCGCGGUCCAGAGCGGGCCCCUCUGGCUGGCGUGCGCCGACGCGGUGGAGGUGGCCCUCGGCGACCCGGCCUUCGUGCGUGACAGGCUUCCCGACGCCAUCCACGCGCUGGCAGCCCUGGCGGGGCGCGGCGCGGGCGCCGCAGCGGACGCAGGCCUGGUGGCCGGGCUGCUGCGCGCGCCGGAGACGGCGGCCGCGCUGCCGCGGCGCAGCGCCUCGCAGGCCCUGCAGAUGCUACACGCGGCGUGCUUGCUGGGCGCGGCCAGCGGUGGGCCAGCAGCGGGAGGAGCUGGUGCGGCCGCUGGUGCCGCGCUGCUGCCCCUGGGCGCGCUUGCGACGCAGGCUACGCGCCUGUCCCGGCAGCUGACGCUGCCGGAGCGCAGGACGCUGAGGCUCCUUGCAGAGGUGGUGCAUGCGGGCCACAGCGAGGGGCCUGAGCUCGCGGCUCGCCUGGAAGCUGCGCGGUGCCUCCCAGCGCCGCCGCUGCCGCCCCUUGUCGACACCGAGGCGGAGGCGGACUGGGCGCCCGUGGAAGUGGGCGCCGAGUCGCUGCUUGUGCGCCCGAAUGAUGCGGGUGAGCAGAAGCGGGGCGCGCGCUUCCUGGCCUUCGGGGACGUGUUCGCGGGGCCGCGGCCUUCCGAGGACUCUCUGGUGCUGGCGCCCUCGUGCAGCAUGCUCGUCCGAUCGCUGGAGCUUCAAGGUUGGCAGGUCGACAUGCGCGUGAGGGCAUCUGAGUAA